Molecule: messenger RNA, 455 nt
Organism: Fusarium redolens
Lineage: Eukaryota; Fungi; Ascomycota; Sordariomycetes; Hypocreales; Nectriaceae
Product: fungal hydrophobin-domain-containing protein
Exons: 3
Coding region: 67-369 (100 amino acids)
Cellular component (GO): extracellular region
Source: RefSeq, a predicted model, not a curated record
CAGCAUCCAAACAAUCCAUCACUACUCACUUCCAUCUUCACCAACCAACUUUUCAACACCGCAACCAUGCAGUUCUACACUAUCGUAUCUAUCUUCCUCGCCGGCACCGCCUACGCCCUGCCUGCUACCUCUCCCAACGGCUACGAGGCUUGCCCUAGCGGUGGCCUCUUCGGCAACCCUCAGUGCUGUAGUCUCAACCUCGUCGGUGUCCUCUCCGGUGACUGCCGCUCUCCUACCGAGACUCCCACCAAUGCCAAGGAAUUCGAGGCUAUCUGUGCCAAGUCUGGCCAGCGCGCCCGCUGCUGUGCCGUCGCUGAGGUUCUUGAGCUGGGUGCUUUCUGCCAGAAGCCUGUCGGUGUUUCUGCUUAAGUGGUUUGUGGGCUUAUCACUUGCCAAUCGGCGCGGAGUUAUCCGAAGUUGUCGGCGUGUGUAGUAAUACUUGGGGGGGAUACUGA